This is a messenger RNA of Echinops telfairi (small Madagascar hedgehog), 1313 nucleotides long. RefSeq names its product cathepsin V (gene CTSV). NCBI's taxonomy places the organism in Eukaryota, Metazoa, Chordata, Mammalia, Afrosoricida, Tenrecidae. Bases 110 to 1120 code for a protein of 336 amino acids. Gene Ontology annotation, molecular function: cysteine-type endopeptidase activity. Gene Ontology annotation, cellular component: lysosome. Gene Ontology annotation, biological process: immune response. The transcript is spliced from 8 exons. The record is from RefSeq and is a predicted model, not a curated record.
UAAAGGCUGAGCCUAAGGCCCCUGAAAACAAUUGUGGACUCCUGUGACCCUGUCCCCGUUUGAGCUGACUGCGCCUAUGCCAGCCGCGGGCCCAGCAGGUCUUUAAAACAUGAAUUCUUUACUCUUUCUGGUUGCCCUUGGCUUGGGCAUAGCCACAGCUUCUCUAAAAUUUGAUCCAAGUUUAGAUGCACAAUGGAAACAGUGGAAGUCCACAUACAAGAGGCCAUAUGACUAUAAUACGAAUGAAGAAGGAUGGAGGAGAGCAGUAUGGGAGAAAAAUUUGAAAACGAUUGAACUACACAAUCGGGAAUAUAGCCAAGGAAAACAUGGCUUCACAAUGGCCAUGAAUGCCUUUGGUGACAUGACCAAUGACGAAUACAGGCAGCUGAUGAAUGGCUUUCAAAACAGAAAACGCAAGAAGGGGAAGAUGUUCCGUGAACCUGUCUUUCAUGAAAUCCCUAAAUCUGUGGAUUGGACUCAGAAAGGCUAUGUAACUCCAGUAAAGAAUCAGGGUCAGUGUGGUUCUUGUUGGGCUUUUAGUGCAACUGGUGCCCUUGAAGGACAGAUGUUCCGGAAAACUGGCAGGCUUGUUUCUCUCAGUGAGCAGAACCUGGUGGACUGCUCCCGGUCUGAAGGCAACGAGGGCUGCAAUGGGGGCUUCAUGGAUUUUGCAUUUGAAUACAUUAAGAAAAACAAAGGCAUUGAUUCAGAGGUUUCCUAUCCAUAUUUAGGAACGGACACAAAUCCGUGUACCUACAAGCCUGAAUUUUCUGUUGCCAAUGACACUGGCUUUGUGGAUAUCCCUCAGAGGGAGAAGGUACUAAUGAAGGCAGUGGCUAAGUGGGGUCCUAUCUCUGUUGCUAUUGAUGCAAGCCAUGUGUCUUUCCAGUUCUAUAAAUCAGGCAUUUAUAAUGAGCCAGACUGUAGCAGCAAAGACCUGGAUCAUGGUGUUCUGCUCGUUGGCUAUGGCUUUGAAGGAAAAGAUUCAAAAAGUAGUGCAUUUUGGCUAGUUAAAAACAGCUGGGGGAAACGUUGGGGCAUGAAUGGCUAUGUAAAGAUGGCCAAAGACCAGAACAACCACUGUGGGAUCGCCACAGCAGCCAGCUACCCAAUAGUGUGACCUGAUGGACCAUCAGAAAGGAACCAGGAUAGACCGGCCACAGGGGUUUUUAUCUUGAACUGACCAACUUUUAUUUUGUUAGAUAAAACACUUGAAUAAUGGAGGACCUAAGUUGUGAUUUUAAUUCUGUGACAUUUUACACUGGCAAAUGUACAACUACUUCAAUUAAUACUAUAAACAGCUUUGUAAUUAA